Molecule: messenger RNA, 2784 nt
Organism: Galendromus occidentalis (western predatory mite)
Lineage: Eukaryota; Metazoa; Arthropoda; Arachnida; Mesostigmata; Phytoseiidae
Exons: 10
Coding region: 1-2667 (888 amino acids)
Cellular component (GO): Golgi apparatus
Molecular function (GO): protein binding
Source: RefSeq, a predicted model, not a curated record
AUGUGGUCGGUGGUUCAGCUAGGUGGAGGCGAGAGCGAAAGAACUCCUAGAGCGCGCAAUACCGUUCCAACCAGCAGAAGCAAACAUGCGAUGUGCGUCGGACAGGACGGAUUUUUCUACAUGCUUGGCGGGAAAAGCGCGAAUCUACCAAUGAAGGAUCUAUGGCGUUUCGACCCAGUCAAGAAUCAAUGGGCCGAAGUUCAGACGAGAGGAGGGACAGCUCCGCCGUCGCUGCAAGAGCACACAGUCGUUUCAUGGAAGAGCAAACUCUACGUCUUCGGGGGGGAGAUAGGCUUCGCGUCUACUGGGGAAACACCUUUGUGGCUCUUCGAUAUUCAAACACACAAUGGCCGCUUUUCAGUGACUGGUGUGUGGAGGAAACACAGCGCUCAAGGACCGCAGCCGUCAGGUCGGCGAGGUCACUCCAGUGUAGUGUACAAUGGAGCAAUGCAUCUUUACGGCGGAUAUCAGGAUCUCAAGGGGUCGUCUUCCGAACUCUGGAGCUUCCAUUUUGAUACGGAGACUUGGCAGUUAGUUUCUUCGAAAGUCAAAGGAUCCUGCGGCGAAGUACCUCCAGCGCGUCAUAACCACUCUGCUGUUGUGCACGAUGGUGCCAUGUGGGUCUAUGGCGGGAUGACUGAUCUGAGAGAACGGAAUGAUUUUUGGCGAUAUGACUUCGUGAAUCAACAUUGGAAUAAGAUCAAGAUGCCGAAAGGAACUGGCCCCCGCGAGCUGCACAGUCAUGCCGCAGUGUUUGCGAAUCAAUGCAUGUGGAUUUUUGGUGGAGAAAAGUCUGGGAAACCUAGCAAUGACCUGUGGAGAUAUCACUUCGCAUCGGACGCUUGGGAUAAAAUCCAAGCGGAAGGAGUCCUGCCGAAUCCCCGGUGUCGUCAUGUGGCUCUAGCCAAUCCUGAACUUCACAAAUGGGCAGAUAAAGUCAUCGAUGAUAUGGUUGGUUCGAAAGUUGCACGUCUCCCACCGAAAUCUCAAUCGAUGAUGACAUUCGGCGAUCGUAGUAGAGCCAGUUUCAAGAUCCACCCGAUGAACAGACUGAGUUUGAUGGGAUGCUCCACUUUGCGCAACGCCCAAUCUGAUGAAGACGACGAUUCCAUCGAUGCCGUGAAGGCCUAUCUGGCAGCCUAUAAUGCGUCGAACAAUAAAUCGCUGAGGGACAGACUGUCGAAGUCUAGACUUGUGCGGAGCAUUUCCUCCGGGAACUACAACAUCACGAGCUCGGGCCGCCAGAAAGAAGAACUCGAACGCCUGCUCGAGGAAUCCCGUCAUAACACACCUCAGGUCCAGCAGAAAUAUAGGAAUGAGAGCAUGCAGAAAAGCUCAAGCUCGGAGGCGGUGCUAGAAUCCGACGGCGAAACGAGCACCCCCGUCCACAUGAGGCGAGACCACAGCUGUAGAGAAAAUGAUUUCAUCAACACCGUCACCGCGCGUCAGCACAGAACACGGCCACUGAGUGAAAUCAUAGCCGCCUCGCACCAAAUGGAAGUCUUACACCAACGCGAACAGGCUCGACCUCUGCGACUUUCUCCACCCCCCGCAAACUCGCGUCCCUCACGUCGGAUGCACGCCUCAAAGAGUAUGAACUUCCCGCACACAGGAGAAUCGAACAGUAUACUGCAUAAAGCAGGCUUUUGCUCUUCUUCGUGUCACUGCUCGUCACGAAUCGUAGACAACCCGAUGGGGGGCGAUAGCGGUCGGUGUGAUCGCUCAGAGGGCUCCGAAGGCUCGGAGCUAGACCUCAUCGGCUUCUCGAACACAGCCCAAACAACGCAAUAUGGGCCCCUUACGCACAUCUCAGAUCUCGAAUCUUCGGACACUGAUGGCGAAUCUGGCGUUGUAAUUAGUCGCCGUAAAGAAGAUUUGCUCGUUGAGUUGCGAAAGAACACAGCUCCUCUAUCGAGAAGCACGGCCAACGAAUUGGAGAGGAUUAGAUCGAGUCGAUUUACGUCGUUUUCCACUUUGUCCGAACUCACGAACAUGGUAUCUCAAGGUCGAUCAGGAAUGCCUCACAGUGUCUCUCAUUGCUCAGGAUAUUAUUCAUUCAUUGAAGACGACCCUGAUGUAGUUGCAUUCUUGCGUAAUGGUCACAUGAGUAGGCCCGAACAUGGAGGUGAGCAUGAGCUUGUAGAGUUGAGCACUUUCUCUGACGCAGCAGCUCCCCAACCAGGAAUUGCUGUCGUUUUGAAAGAGAGAGCAACAGCUUCUGUGCGAACGGCUGAACCGACUCAAGAAAACUCGUCGACCAUCGCGACAACAAGGCUCGGAGGAAUACCGUCGAGAGCGAUACAGGUCAUCAAAGAAGAAUCCGUCCAGGGAUCGCCCAUCCGAAUCUCUUCUGAAUCAUGGAGUCUCCAUAACGAAGGGGAGGAAGACGAGGAUGACGAUGAAGACAAUGAACGCGAUGACAAGAGCGACACCACCACAGAAACUGAUAGUCAAACGACUCCAAGUCCGAACUCCCACAGCUUUCCUUCCAACUCAAACCGCCCGCAUAGCCCCUCCUAUCACGGGCGGGGACGUUAUUCGCCCGCAUCGAGCAACAAGUUUCAAGUUCAUGACUGGCAACUCUGCCUGUACGUGUUCGGCGGGCAGGAGGCGUCUACGCCCGGAAUGUAUAGAUCGCCCAUGACCGUAUGGCAACUCUUCGUAUAGGACAGCAGAUCAGAAACAGCAGCAGCGACAGCUAGGGAAAGAGGGAAUCCUCAUGACCAUCUGCUGGGGCAAGGAUCGCUUGGUGUCCCGAUAUCAUCGCCAUCUACUCGAGUAGUC